Strongyloides ratti is the source of this 378-nucleotide messenger RNA. RefSeq names its product Transcription elongation factor SPT4. The transcript is spliced from 2 exons. Gene Ontology annotation, molecular function: RNA polymerase II complex binding; zinc ion binding. Bases 1 to 378 code for a protein of 125 amino acids. Gene Ontology annotation, cellular component: nucleus; DSIF complex. The record is from RefSeq and is a predicted model, not a curated record. Lineage: Eukaryota; Metazoa; Nematoda; Chromadorea; Rhabditida; Strongyloididae. Gene Ontology annotation, biological process: positive regulation of DNA-templated transcription, elongation; mRNA processing; chromatin organization.
AUGAUGGAUAAUGAAUUAGUCUAUGAUAUUGAUAUAAUUCCUAAAAAGAAUAAAAAUAGUAGAGCUUGUUUAUUAUGUGGAUUGGUAAAAUCAGUUGAUUCAUUUAUGAUGAAUGGUUGUGAUAAUUGUGAAGACUACCUAAUGCUGAAGGGUGAUGAAGAUCGCAUUCGAUCUUGUACCAGUGUGAACCAUAAUGGAACAAUGUUUAUCAUGAAUCCCUUAAAUUCUUUUCUUUGUAAAUAUUAUAAUUUUGAAAAAUCAAUACCUGGACAAUAUGCUAUAUCAGUUUGUGGUACAUUACCUGAUAACAUUAUACGUGAAUUAAGAAGAUUUGGUAUAAAGUACACACCACAUUUUAGAGACAACGCUAAUAUGUAA